Messenger RNA from Henningerozyma blattae CBS 6284, 1725 nucleotides. RefSeq lists its product as uncharacterized. Lineage: Eukaryota; Fungi; Ascomycota; Saccharomycetes; Saccharomycetales; Saccharomycetaceae. Gene Ontology annotation, molecular function: protein kinase binding; cyclin-dependent protein serine/threonine kinase regulator activity. Gene Ontology annotation, biological process: regulation of cyclin-dependent protein serine/threonine kinase activity. Gene Ontology annotation, cellular component: cyclin-dependent protein kinase holoenzyme complex; nucleus. The record is from RefSeq and is a predicted model, not a curated record. Bases 1 to 1725 code for a protein of 574 amino acids. The transcript has a single exon.
AUGGAUACUGACACUCAAAAUACCGACAGUAAAACUGUAACAAAUGUGGAUAACGUUCUUUCACGAACCAUUUCUAUUUGGAGUGACACUAUUGAUGAUGAGUUAGAUGACGAAUUACAUCCAAACCAUCAUAAUUCCAGUAACGAAGAUGCGUUAUUUGAAUUACCUUUAAAGAGUAAUUAUUUCCAUAAUACCAACUUUGCCCAAUUAUCUAAUUCCUUUGACGAUGAUGAUUCGACAUCUAUAUUGGCUACCAAUAAUAAAAAAGUUCGUUUCAUCGAUAGUCAAAAAGGGCACGCGAAUCAUAGCCGUAGUGUUGAUGAUUUAAGUAACGAUGGAGAUGAUGAGAAUGACCUUUUAGAUAAUCCAAAUUCAAGUAGGAAAGGCACUCCCAUAGAUGAUUUCAUUAAGAGACCUAAUUCCUCGUGUACUAAUUCUAUGUUAAGUACACCGGUCUCAAGAAAGAGAAAUAUUGAGGAAUUAUUGCAAUAUUCAAGUCAAGUAAAUGAUUUUUUAUCUCAUAAUAUGGAUAGAAUUGAUAAGUUAAGAGCUGAAGUGUUUACUAAUGAUGGAUUAUAUAGACCAUUGAGCGAUGUAGCUACCCAAACAACAUCCCCCAUGGAUUAUAUCUCUAAUUUCGAACUGAGCGACAAAGAAUUAAGUAUUAAUGGGAACGCCAAUCUUUUAAAUAACAAUAGCAAAUCUGGUAAUACUGAAGGGGACCUAGACCUCCAAAGUAAUAUCACAAAGGAAAUGAAUGAUCCUACGGAGGAUAUCAGUGACCGGAAUGAUUUGGCAAACUUAUUGAAAGAUCCAAAUAAGUUUAAUUUAUCAACAACAUCGUUUCUUUCAUCGUCUGGUAGAAAUACACCAACACCAAGUCGGCAACAAUCACAAAUAAUGGGUGGGUCGAGUAGUCAAGAUUUAUUAGUUUCUUCGAAAUCGCCGUCUCCACUGUCUUCGAUAUCAUUCUUGAAUCAAUUAAACGAACAAAUAUUAAAUUUCAAAGAUUUAAAUAUCAGUAAUAUUAGAGAUGAACAAUUGAGAAAUGAAAAUAAGGCAGCUUCGGUUUCAAAUUCAGAAAUUCCCAUGAUUUAUAAAAAAUAUAAAGACUCUAUUUCUAACGAAGCUCCAACUAUAGAUGAAGAAGCUUCUAUCAAUAUGUUCCAUGAUUCUAUCUCAUGUAUUUUUGAAUUAUCCAAGAAACAAGAAAAUUUGACUGAUGAUAAUAAUGGGACCUCCCAUUUAGCUUCCAAUAUAAACCAAUAUAAAAUUAAUACUGAUGAAAAUGAUGAAUUCAAUAAUUUCAAGAUGAAAAGUACACCUACUUUAUCAUUUGGAGAAUUCAUCAAAAGAAUCCAAUCUAAAUGUAUGUUUGGACCUAUUGUUUAUUUAUCUGCAUCAUAUUUAUUGCAAAUCUUGCUAUUGACAAGAGACGGCGAAAAUGGUGCUUUAAAAUUGAAAAUUAUAUUACACGAAAAUGAAAUCCAUAGAUUAAUCAUUGCUACGAUACGUAUUGCCACGAAAUUGAUAGAAGAUUCAGUCCAUUCACAUCUCUACAUGUCUAAAGUGUGUGGUGUCUCCAAGAAACUACUGCUAAAGAUCGAAAUCUCUCUGUUGAUGUGUAUUGUAGAUGAAAAUAUUGUCAUUACUUGCAAACAUCUAAACGUUCCAAGAUUCGUAUUGGAUGAAUUGAAGAGUAUGGUAAUGCCCCCUGACCAAUAA